GUCCUUGCGACUUCGAUCCGCUACGGCGCCUUUUUGGUUUUGGAGAGGGGAAGUCAACUACUACAACAGCGCAUAAACUCCAUCCCUACAUAUCACAGCUUAAGCCUGACGGCUGUAAGAUUCAAGUACGGCAUAUGCUUGCGACUGCAGCAAGUGGAAGCUGUCUGCAGGCAUUGCAACUACAUACGUACGAUUUGACAGUUGACUGCUGUAUCAGACGACCCUGAUAACCCCCGCCGCCUGUCAUGGCGGCUGUCACUGUUUCGCCGGCUGCGUCGCCGACCUCGACAACCACCAGCCCGCGUAGGAAACCUGUUCCUACGACAGGGCUGGCCGCCAUUGCCUCCAUCGAGCGCUUCGAAUGGAAUGACAAUGCGCCUUCUCUUCCCGGCGUCUCUCUGGCCGAAUCGCCUCGGAUCCGUGAGUCGCCUAUUACGCCCGUGAAGGUUAACUUCCAAUCCGACGGCUGGGCUCAACCGUCCAACGCCAAUAUCGAAACAGACCGGUCGUACGACGGCUUACAGCCGAUCUCGGGCGCCCUCGAUCGUGCCCUCCCCGCGACCCCAGGUGCUCCGACUCCUCCGCCCCAUGCCCUAUUAAACGAAGAGCCGAGGCAAGAGACGUAUAGCCAUUCGGAGGCUCGGAGCACACAGUCAGCAUGGAAGGAGUCUGUGAAGCCAUUGCCGGGGCUAGAACUGCCCAGUGUGGCCAGGUUGAAGCAAGAAGCCUCUAGCCAAGACGAUCUCUCAUCCGAUUCUUCGCGAGCGAGCCAUGGAAGAGUUGCCAAUCGUCGAAGUCGAGAGUCCGAUACCACCGUUAGUACGUCUAAGAAACCUAACUCGAACAAUUCAUCUACGGCAACCAGCGCAAGUUCGGUAUCUGGCGUCAUUGAAGCUUCCGAUUGUCCAGACAACUCUGGCGAUAUCUCUCUUGAGAGCUCCAUCCUCGAGGAUGGCUCUGCUCGGGCGGAACAGGUGCCCCAGCUCGCCUACCAUCAUUCUGCUUUCCUGCCGCGGCCGGCUAGCAUAGCUGUAGACCAGGACCUAAGAGCUCGGUCAAACUCUAGCCUUGUUGAUACCGGUGGUGCCAUCAACCGUCACUUGACGCCCAACUCUUUCAACAGACGAAGUUCAGUGCCACGUCCGCAGUCUGCGUAUUCGGUGUACUCGGACUUUGGGUCUCGGGGGCACUCCCCUGGUCUACAAAACCGAACACCAUCCGCAAAUUCUCGAAAUUCACCUGAUAAUCGACCACAGUCUUUUGCCGAGCUUUUGAACGUUCCAUAUCCCCAACCGGCACCUGCGCCCCUCACACUCGAUAACUCCCAGUUACGUAGUGUAGUUGGCACUAAUGCUUCUCUUCUCAGCGCCCAGAAAACGUUGGAGAUGUACAGGCAGAAUGUCAAGAAAACCACGGACUUCUCUACUCAGUAUUCCUUCGCUGUUUUUCUGAUCAACACAGCAAAGGAGCAGGGCCUGAACUUUGACGAACUCAGGAAUUCUAAGAAUCUCAAACCUGGGCGAUCUUCAGAAACUCUAUCCGCAGAAGCCAACCAAUCUUCGCCAUACGAACUAGUGCGGGAAGCGCGGGCCAUCCUACAGAAAUUGUCCAACAACGGCUUCCCUUUUGCACAGUAUUAUCUCGCUGACGGCUAUGCCUCCGGUUUGUUCAACAAGGGAAAGGAGGACUACAACUCGGCGUUCCCUCUGUUCGUGUUAGCUGCCAAGCAUGGCCACGCAGAGUCCGCUUAUCGCACUGCUUUAUGCUACGAGUUUGGCUGGGGCUGUCGCAAAGACCCUGCCAAGGCUGUGCAAUUCUUGCGAACAGCAGCCUCCAAGCGGCACCCUGGCGCCAUGACAAGGCUAGGAAAGGCCUGUCUGUCGGGUGAUUUGGGCGAGAAGAGAUAUAGGGAGGGUGUGAAGUGGCUGAAGCUCGCCACCGAAUCCGCCGAUGCGAUUUAUAAUGCCGCUCCAUAUCAGCUUGGAUGCCUGUACGAGACAGGCUAUGGUGACGACAUCUUCAAGGACGAGAGUUAUGCGGCUGAGUUGUUCACCCAAGCCGCCGAUCUGGGCCAUCCCGAAGCCAAUUACAGGAUGGGCGAUGCCUACGAGCACGGGAAGCUCAACUGCCCAAGAGACCCUGCUCUUAGCGUCCACUUCUAUACGGGCGCCGCGGAGCGUGGUCAUCCUGCUGCUAUGAUGGGUCUCUGCGCUUGGUACCUGGUUGGAGCAGAUCCCAUCCUAGAAAAGGACGAAGAGGAGGCAUAUGAAUGGGCCAAGAGGUCCGCAGAGCUUGGGUAUGUAAAAGCACAAUAUGCUGUUGGCUACUUCACAGAAAUGGGCAUAGGAUGCCGAAGGGAUAUCUUGGAAGCCAACCUCUGGUACGUCAAGGCGGCCGAGGCAGGCGAUGAGCGCGCCAAGCAGCGGUUGGCAGUCAUCCGCGCGGCCGUCAGCGGAGGAACGCCUAUGGAGGUCGCUCCGGCUCGAAAUGCUAAGAUCAAGAAGAGUGCGGAAAAGGAUGAUAAGGAGUGUAUCGUCAUGUAAGGGACGGACCUUCAUAUCAUCAGCAGACCAACAAACACCAGACAGAAUCCAACGCCUUGCUCACGCUGUUUCGGCGAAGCCGACACGAGCCAGCCUGCCAGGUCGUGAUCGAGCGGGUUUGUUUUUUCUUUUUGGAUACCCUUAGUCGUCGUCUCUUUUUCGACCUUGCAUACCCGCGCGUGGACCUUACCACUCAUACAAAGAGUUCUUUUGCUCCUGCUUCAGGGGUUGUCUAAUAGACAAUGUCUCUACUAGCUAUCUUCUCGAUUCAUGAGUUCAGCUACGUGUCUGGCAUCCGACUGCGCCAUCGAGUUCAAAAUCCCUGAAAUCAUUGCUUUCUCCCUCAUUUUGCGGCGGCGAUGGGCAGCUCAUAGUGUUUCGGAGAUGCAACCCUGAUGAAGGAGUUGUUGUGAGUUGUUGAGGAACUUGGUUGUUUCUUCCCUCUCUCUAUCUUUGAAGGGUUGACUCUGGCACUCUGGCCGUCACUGCCGAAGAUUGACUUUUCCAAAACCUGUUCAGUCUUAACAGCCUGGACGCUGAAACAGUCGGCGUUGUACAUUCGUUUUUGAUGCAUUUGCAUGGCCGUCGUUUAAGGAAAGAGAAGUCAUGGUCGGAGAUACAAUACCUUCUCUCGACUCUGUCAUUCACGGCGAUGUCAAACCUCGGCGUUUCUACAAUGGUAUGGUGUGUGUACUCUUCAUUUUCUGUUGCACCCGGCUGCGGGGUUGUUUGGAUUUUGUUCAUUCGUUUCGGACUCUCGGCGGGAAUGGAAAUGGUUCUUGUCUGUCAGUCAGUCAGUCAGUCAGACACAGACCACAGGAACAAUGCAGAGAAAGAAAAAAAAGUGACAGAGGGAAGGUGGUGAAAAGUGUCGGUUGGGCCAAGAAAUAGGAAAAGGGAUUGGGAGUCAAAACGUAUAGCACGUCGUCUCUUUGUACAUACUGGGACGAGGAUACAUGGAAGGAGGGAGGAGACAGGUGAAAGCAAGAUGGGACUGAGCGGAAGUAGUCCAGCUUGGGAGUUAGGGAGUAUGGGAGCAUGGGAGCAUGGGGAGCAGAGAACGAAUGAGAAGUAGAAUAAUAAUAUUUCCUGGCUAGUAUCAAUUUGAACUGUUUAUGGUCAGAGCAGGUUAUGAGAACGCCUGUAACCUUUAUAUUGUACUGGCAACCUUCUGCUUGCUUCCAGGCUCCUCGACAUGUUUGACUAUGUCCCGUUUUUGUGUGAGCAAGGAUUGAUGAACAAUACAAUCAGCCCGUUUC
Neurospora tetrasperma FGSC 2508 is the source of this 3802-nucleotide messenger RNA. RefSeq lists its product as uncharacterized. The transcript is spliced from 3 exons. Gene Ontology annotation, molecular function: protein binding. NCBI's taxonomy places the organism in Eukaryota, Fungi, Ascomycota, Sordariomycetes, Sordariales, Sordariaceae. Bases 246 to 2543 code for a protein of 765 amino acids. The record is from RefSeq and is a predicted model, not a curated record.